Austrofundulus limnaeus is the source of this 2402-nucleotide messenger RNA. Its product is annotated as tyrosine-protein kinase CSK. Bases 479 to 1822 code for a protein of 447 amino acids. Gene Ontology annotation, molecular function: protein tyrosine kinase activity; ATP binding; protein binding. Lineage: Eukaryota; Metazoa; Chordata; Actinopteri; Cyprinodontiformes; Rivulidae. Gene Ontology annotation, biological process: protein phosphorylation. The record is from RefSeq and is a predicted model, not a curated record. The transcript has 13 exons.
GGUGGGGCAAAACUUGAAAGUUUUUGACUCAGAGACGAAGAGCUCGCGCUUCUGGUCUAGCGGUUUUGCUAACUCCUGUGUGUUAUUUAUUUAUUUUUUAAGAAUAAGGCCGUCUCGACAGCUGAGACAGAACUGUAGAAAACUUAUUUAAAUAUUUUCUGUUUAAAUAUUUUUGACAGGAGGCGCAGCCUUCGAGUUAUUAAUGUUUGUCUGCUGGAGUACAUGACGGAUUUUUACUACUUUUACAUCAGCAGCUCGAGUUAGGUUGGAGCAGACUUUUUGUGUUUUGGAGAAGGGCGUGUCAAGAGUUUAUCUCUUGUUUCAUAAAUGAACACGAACGUGACUCAGUAGCUGAUUUUUCUCCGCUGCAUCCUCAAACAGCUUCACAGAAACAGGUACUCUAUGCGUGGGUGUGUUCACCAGCUCUAAUGGUAGCAGUGAGAACACCUCACCUGUGAGAGGAUCUGAUCACCUCACCAUGACAGAGGCCCAGAGUCCAUGGCCUCAGGGCACAGAGUGCGUGGCCAAGUACAACUUUAAGGGCACUUCAGAGCAGGACCUGCCAUUUAACAAAGGAGACAUUUUGACCAUCAUCGUUGUCACAAAAGAUCCGAAUUGGUACCAUGCUAAAAACACUGCAGGACGUGAGGGAACAAUUCCCGCCAACUAUGUUCAGAAAAGAGAAGGCGUGAAAUCUGGAGGCAAACUGAGUUUAAUGCCAUGGUUCCAUGGGAAAAUAACUCGAGACCAGGCCGAGCAGCUGCUGAAUCCCCCUGAGACGGGCCUGUUCUUGGUGCGAGAGAGCACCAACUUCCCCGGCGACUACACUCUGUGUGUGAGCUGCGACGGAAAGGUGGAGCACUACCGCAUCAUCUACCACGACGGCAAGCUCACCAUCGACGAGGAGGUCUUUUUUGAGAAUCUCAUGCAGCUGGUGGAGCACUACACCAAAGACGCCGAUGGUCUGUGCACCAAACUUAUCAAACCAAAGCUGGAGGAGGGGACUGUGGCUGCUCAGGAUGAGUUUUCCAGGAGUGGUUGGUCGAUGAACAGGAAGGAGCUGAAGCUGCACCAGGUUAUUGGAAAAGGAGAAUUUGGAGAUGUCAUGGUGGGAGACUACAGAGGGAAGAAAGUAGCAGUGAAGUGCAUUAAACAUGAUGCUACAGCACAGGCUUUUAUUGCAGAAGCCUCUGUCAUGACGCAACUACGGCACAAUAACCUGGUCCAGCUGCUUGGAGUGAUUGUGGAGGAGAAUGGAAGUCUUUUUAUAGUUACUGAAUAUAUGGCAAAGGGCUGUUUAGUUGAUUACUUGCGCUCCAGAGGACGUACGGUACUUGGUGGAGAAGCACUCCUUAAUUUUGCUUUAGAUGUCUGUGAAGCCAUGGCGUACCUGGAGGAGAACAACUUUGUGCACCGAGAUUUAGCAGCCAGGAACGUUCUCGUGUCUGAUGACAACAUUGCUAAAGUCAGUGACUUUGGUUUGACCAAAGAAGCGUCUUCCACUCAGGACACAGCGAAACUGCCUGUGAAGUGGACUGCACCAGAGGCUCUCAGAGAAAAGAAGUUUUCCACCAAAUCGGAUGUAUGGAGCUACGGUAUUUUACUUUGGGAGAUAUACUCUUUUGGUCGAGUCCCUUAUCCAAGAAUUCCAUUGAAAGAUGUAGUGCCGCGUGUGGAGAAGGGGUACAAAAUGGACUGUCCGGACGGCUGCCCUGAAGUCGUGUAUAACAUCAUGAAACAGUGCUGGAACCUGGAUCCUGCCGCUCGACCGAGCUUCCAGAUGUUGAAGGAGUGGCUACAACAUAUUAGUCACAAAAAGUGACAUUCCUUUGUUUUCAUUAUGACUAAUUGGACCAAAGACUGUAUUAACUGUUUUAAACCACCACUUUAAAAACGUACGCUUUUUUAUUGACAUCAUUCAGAUUCUUCCUACAACAAAAACUCAUGAACCACUCACACAGGCUGAUGUUUGUGGUGUAUUCCUACAAUCUUUCAAAAACAUCAAAACCUUUCUUGAAGAACACAGGAUUGACUCAUGCUGAAGUGACUUGAUGUGUUUGCAUCGAUAUCUCUCAUCAUUUUGGUGCCAUCCUUUAAGUUUGUCGGAAAAAAAAAAAACUUCAGGUAGGAAUAUCAACUUGAUUUGUUGUGACAUGUUGUAUUAUUUUAGUAAUGUUUUUAAUUUUCAGGUACAUAUUUUUACAUUAAUGUUGAAUAAUUUUGUCUAAAGGGCUGAACUGAAGCAACAGCUUUGUGCAGUUUCAUCAUUAUUAGAUUAUAAAAAACAUGUUCUUUUUUGAUCCGUUUCACAGACAGUAAGCACCAUGGCUGUUUUAAUAAUUCCAUUUCAGACCAUUUUUGUACAUGGCAUUUUUAGAUUAAAAAUCUUGUGUUUGACAGUA